AUGCAAUCUCCUCCUACCACUGAUGGCACCCAGCCUUAUGCCUCCAUGGCUGGGAAGCUCGACCCCCGACUCCUUCAAGCCCUGGACGUCAUGGACUUCAAGUUCAUGACGCCUGUCCAACAACGUGUUUUGACCGAACUCCCAGACUGGCGCAGUGACUGCCUCGUCCAGGCCAAGACCGGUACUGGAAAGACGCUGGCCUUCCUUCUGCCUGCAUUGCACUGCCUCCUCCAGGGCAAAACCACGCCACCCCGAGGCCAGGUCGCCAUCUUGAUUAUCACCCCCACAAGAGAACUCGCCCAACAAAUUGCCAAAUCGUGCGAUCAGCUCACAUCACAACUGCCGAAGCCCCUCGAGUGUCAUAUCGCAGUCGGUGGAACAGCUCGCGCUUCCGCUCAUUCGCGCUUCAUGAAGGGAGCCCCGUCUGUUCUGGUAGCAACACCGGGCCGACUGAAGGAUUACCUAUCCGACGAGUACACGGCUGAGAAGCUGUCCAACAUUCAAACCCUGGUCCUUGAUGAGGCCGAUACAAUGCUUGAGGCUGGAUUCCUGGCCGAUGUGAAGCAGAUCCUUCGCCUUAUCCCUUCGAAGAAGACAGGCUGGCAAGGCAUGUGUUUCUCGGCCACCGUUCCACCCAAGGUCAAGGAUGUGGUCAAUGUGGUGUUGAAGGAGGGCUACACUAACAUCUCUACCAUUGAUAAGAACGAGUCACCAACACACGAGAGAGUUCCCCAGUACCACGUGCUGAUUCCGUCCGUGGCAGAGACCUUUACCGCCCUUGCUACUCUUAUCAAGCUUGAGAGUCAAAAGUGCUCUAAAAUCAUUGUCUUUGGCGUGACUGCCAACAUGGUCGCUCUCUGCGCCAAGGUCUUCGCCCAAGGCUUGACGCCUUUGAAUGUGUUUGAGAUCCAUUCUCGUCUCAGCCAGAACAUCCGCACAAGAACUACCGCCCAAUUCAAAGAAGCAGCCUCCGGGAUCAUGUUUGCCUCGGACGUUAUUGGUCGUGGCAUGGAUUUCCCCAAUGUCGACUUGGUCAUCCAGGUCGGUUUGCCCUCAAACGGUGAACAAUACGUUCACCGUGUUGGUCGUACUGCCCGUGCUGGUAACGACGGCCGUGCGAUCAUCCUCCUUACCCAAAGCGAAUCUUUCUUUAUGAAGGUCAACCGUCACCUGCCCAUCCAGCCGCAUCCCCAGACCGAUGCAAUCCUUGCGGAAGCUCCCUCCUUCGCAGACUCUGUCAACAAUGCCAUGUACCAAAUCGAUGAAGUCACAAAGCAACGGGCCUAUUCAUCCUAUAUUGGUUUCUUUGCUGGAUCAGGUCUUCUGAAGCAGCUCCGUCUUGAUAAGGCCGGUCUUGUCCAACUCGCCAACGAAAUGGCCAUCAAGGGCAUGGCUUGUCCCGAAGCUCCCCCAAUGGACAAGAAGGUUGUCGGCAAGAUGGGUCUGAAGGGUGUCCCUGGAUUCAACUAUGGAAGCUUGAGUGAUCUGAAUGGGGAGAGUAAUUCCGGCGGCCCUCGUGGCCGUCCCAAUGGACGUCCCAAUAACAAGAAACGCGAUGUCCUUAGCCCUGGAGGUGGUCAACGACGGGGAGGAGUAGAGAAGAAUGGCCAAGGCGGAGGUCGCGGAGGAGGUCGUGGAGGUGGCCGUGGAGGCCGUGGAGGUCGUGGCGGUCGUGGUGGCCGUGGACGGGGCGCAUAA
Penicillium longicatenatum is the source of this 1698-nucleotide messenger RNA. RefSeq names its product P-loop containing nucleoside triphosphate hydrolase protein. The coding region runs from base 1 to 1698 and encodes 565 amino acids. Gene Ontology annotation, cellular component: mitochondrion. Gene Ontology annotation, molecular function: nucleic acid binding; ATP binding. The record is from RefSeq and is a predicted model, not a curated record. The transcript has a single exon. Lineage: Eukaryota; Fungi; Ascomycota; Eurotiomycetes; Eurotiales; Aspergillaceae.